Molecule: messenger RNA, 849 nt
Organism: Fusarium sp. VM40
Lineage: Eukaryota; Fungi; Ascomycota; Sordariomycetes; Hypocreales; Nectriaceae
Source: the annotation of a GenBank genome assembly
AUGGCUGUUGACCCUUUCGACUCCGCUCUCGACCUUCUCCGUCGUCUCAACCCCAAGCAGACGACCGAUCACCUUAAUGCCAUUAUCUCCAUCGCCCCGGACCUGACUGAAGAUCUCCUCUCGUCCGUCGAUCAGCCCCUUACCGUGCGCCGCUGCAAGCAGACCGGCCGAGAUUACCUGCUCUGCGACUACAACCGCGAUGGCGACAGCUACCGCUCACCGUGGUCCAACCAGUUCGAACCGCCCAUCGAUGAGUCUAGCUCUGGGGGCAUAGGAUCUGGCGGAAACGAGGGCGCUGGCGAGGGUGCGAUUCCUAGCGAGCGCGUUCGUAAGAUGGAAGUCAAGGCCAACGAGGCUUUCGACGUUUAUCGCGAUUUGUAUUACGAAGGCGGUGUGAGCAGUGUUUACUUUUGGAACCUCGACGAUGGAUUUGCCGGAGUUGUGCUUCUGAAGAAAUCUUCUCCCCAAGGCGGUAGCACUGAAGGUGUUUGGGACUCCAUUCAUGUAUUCGAGGCCAUCGAGCGAGGACGAAGCACACACUAUAAGCUCACAUCAACCGUGAUCCUGACGCUGUCCACAGCUGGUGGAAACCUGGGCGAGAUGGACCUCAGCGGCAACAUGACACGCCAGGUCGAGCAGGAUCUCCCUGUUGAGAAUGAUGAUAGCCACAUUGCCAACGUUGGACGCUUGGUUGAGGAUAUGGAACUCAAGAUGCGCAAUCUGCUGCAAGAGGUUUACUUUGGCAAGGCCAAGGACGUGGUGGGUGAUCUGAGGAGCAUUGGAAGCUUGAGUGAGGGAGCACGAGACCGUGAGGCACAGCGAGAGCUUAUUGGCAGCAUGAGGAGAUGA